Molecule: messenger RNA, 879 nt
Organism: Parastagonospora nodorum SN15
Lineage: Eukaryota; Fungi; Ascomycota; Dothideomycetes; Pleosporales; Phaeosphaeriaceae
Exons: 5
Coding region: 1-879 (292 amino acids)
Molecular function (GO): arylformamidase activity
Source: RefSeq, a predicted model, not a curated record
AUGCAGAAACCGUAUCCCGAGUUCGCGAGCCUGCCGGUUGACAAGAAUGGGCCCAGGGGAAAUGCUUGGGGACUUUGGGGUCCGGACGACCAAUUGGGCACUUUGAACCACUUGACAGCUGAGCGCGUGCGUGCUGCUGCUGCGGAAGAGAUUAGGACCGGUGAGCGAGUAAGCUUGAAUUGGUGUCUCGAGGGAGCUAGCAAUCCUCGUUUCCAGUACCCUCGCAAGAACUUGGAGGUUAAGCUCAUGAAUAAGGAGCCUAGAGUGUAUGCCUUUGACGACGAGAUUUCUGACCAGGACGACAGUGGUCAUUCAAUACACAAUGUAGCAGUCAAUGGGAUGGCUGCAGACACUAUGCAUACCAAGAAGAAGCUAUACUACAUGGGCCGCAAAGCGAAAGACUUCACCACCUCAAAAGAGCCCAACAGCAUCCACCCAACCCAUCAAGGCAUAUCACUCUCCUCCAUGCGCCCCGGCGACAUCCUCAUCAUCCGCUCUGGCUACCUCGCCCAAUACGCCAACAUGCCCGCCUCCAAACGCGCCUCCCUCGACACCCUCUACACCACCACCAAACCCUGCAACAUCGGCGUCGAAGCUUCUCCCGAACUCCUGGCGUUUCUGUGGGACAAGCAGAUCGCCGCUGUCGCGGGUGAUAGUCGGAGUUUCGAGGCGUGGCCGGUUAGUGAGGAGAGGAAGGAGUGGCAUUUGCAUCAAUGGUUGCUGGCGGGGUGGGGGAUGCCGAUUGGCGAGUUGUGGGAUUUGGAGCGGUUGAGUGAGGUCUGUGGGAGACUGGCGAGGUGGAGUUUUUUCCUGACGAGUGCGCCGAUGAAUGUGCCGGGUGGAGUGGCGAGCCCGCCGAAUGCGUUGGCGUUUUUUUGA